Messenger RNA from Mycena citricolor, 2846 nucleotides. The record is from the annotation of a GenBank genome assembly. NCBI's taxonomy places the organism in Eukaryota, Fungi, Basidiomycota, Agaricomycetes, Agaricales, Mycenaceae.
ACAUUCUUUCAAUCGUCUCCCUAGAACUGCAGCACCUGUGUUUCCUCUGGACAUUGCUUCCACCGAGCUAUACGCCUAUCGAUCCUCCAUAUAUUUCUAAAAUAACUUGUGCCCAUUGGAGUUCUCUUCUUCAAGCCAUCGCGUAAUUGCGCGCAGCAUCAAUCUCAAGAUGCUAUGACCUACCACUGGCAGGGCUCCACACAGCCGCGCAGUCCAGUAUAUAACUCGCUUGCACCACAACUUCAACUCUGUGCUACCUCAUCUGUCUUUUCACACACGCGACUACCUCCUCAUCCUCAUCAAACUCUCCUCUCUCUGCUCUCUCAUGGACGACAAAUUCACAUCACAUCCUCUGAUAUCGAUGCCUCAACCCAUGCAAGCAACCCACCUACCUCCAACCGACUCAGACGCGUCUUUCCCCGGCCCUCCGGUUGGCAAUGACAAGCCUGGUUUCCAAGCCCGCUCCAUCAAUCGUACUCCCAGCCCUACUCAAAGUGAAUUGGACUUCCUGAGCGGCGUCAGGAAAAAGCGGAGCACAUGGGAGAUCGCUCGAGGACUGCUCAUCCUUGUCGUCAUCAUCGUGGCGAUUGUGCUCAUUGAGAUUUAUCACGACCAAAUCAUAAACGCGCUCAAGCCCGUGACACGAUGGCUUCAUGGCGCAAGAGGCGGAUGGCUCGUUCCGAUCGCUGUGCUCAUUGUCUUGUCUUUCCCUCCAUUAUUUGGGCAUGAAGUCGUUGCAAUGUUGUGUGGCCUUGUAUGGGGUAUAGGCGUUGGUUUUGCUCUAGUCGCUGUUGGUACCUUGCUUGGGGAGAUAGGAACGUACUACCUCUUUAGAUAUGCUCUCCGCUCAAGAGCGGAAAAGUACGAAAAUAGAAAAUUGAGUUAUGCAACCCUCGCUCACGUUAUUCGACAUGGUGGCCUGCCGAUGGCGACUGUUGUGCGAUACAGUGCAUUUCCUGGCCAUUUGACGACCGCCAUCUUUUCUACAUGCGGCAUGUCUUUCUGGGUUUUUCUCGUCGCCGCCACCUUAGGACUCGGCAAGCAACUUGCAUUUGUCUACGUCGGAUAUGCUCUCAAUCAGAGUGACAGCAAAAGCAAGAAAAUCCAGAGAAUUGUCGUUGGGAUCACUGUUGCCGUCACAGUCUUGGCCAUGCUAUAUGACAUCUUUGCUGACAGCACCGCCACAACAUUGCUUCAGCUCCUACCCGAACAUGCCAUGCUUUCGUUCUCCCUGACUCGGCCUGGAACACUAUGGCAGUGGCAUGCCCGACGAUUUCUGAGCGAGAGGACGUAUCCGUAUCAAAUCACGGGCAUACGUGCAGCUAGAGCAAGACGCGACUUUGAAGCCAAAGUCCGCACGCGCGUUUUCGAAGAGGAUGUCAUCCAGAGCACAGAAGAGGAGCUGGAAAACGGCAACAAGCAUACAUGGUUAAAUGAGGACGAGCUGAAGAACGAGUUCCGCAUGAUCACCUGCCUGGACCCGCGGUACCUCAAAAGCUCGGACUUUGUCACCAUUUCGCAUAUGCGUCAUCCCAGCAUCUCCUUCAUCCCAAAAACGACGUACGUCUGGAUCCGGUACUACAAGCACAAAACGUUCCAGCCGUUUCCACCCGACACUCGCGGGUUUUUCUACUAUUCUGCUCCAAAGCCUGGAUAUCCACCCAUGGCGGGCGGUUUACGAUUCCGGCUCGCUCCCCGAGGGCUUUCCGACUUUGCCAAUGGACAAGACCUGAUGCUGCACGGGCUUCCAUGGCAAGUCUCUCUGUGGACCAUCAUCAACGCCAAGGGAGGUGUCAUGCGCGAUCAACUGCUGCAAGAGGGCUUGAUCACUCAGAACGACGUCGAAGUGUGCCAGCGCGCGAUCUCGUCCAAGAAGAGAUUCGACCACAAGUUUGCCGUUCACAAGCUGGACGAACCCUUCCCCAUCAAUUUCGCAAAGAGUUUGAAUCUGUACAUCUACUGCUCUGAAGCGAGACUCUACUGCCCGUGGAAAGCCAGCUUCCUGUUUGCCGACAAUCGGAGGUCGGUCCCUGGAUGCAACUUCAUGAUGCCUUACUCUGGUGCCGCGUUGGCUCGCUUUGAGCUGAGCACAUCGGACGCCGAUAGCGUCUGUCUACGCUUCCUCAAAUUUCUCGAGCCCGUCAAAUGCGUCAUCCCGGGCUACGACGGCCACAUUCCCAUUCCUAGUGAAGGUCAUUUGUUCCGUCGGCCCACAGGAAGAAACAAGACUGUGGACACGUGGUCCUACAGCACAUUGGAGAAACUCGGGCAGGCUCUUCGGCCACUUGUUCAGGAGGCAUCGCCCCAUCGCACUAGUGUCGCUUGACUAGAUGUCUUGCACAUAUGGUACAUACAAACAACGGAUUAAAGAACAUAUCGCGGGGUCAGAACAAACACGGCGGCGAAAGUUCACUAAUCAGACCAUCCCUUGUCGCACUUGUCAGGGAUGCCACGCAUGAUUUAUCGGUCACGCACGAAUAAGAUAGCAUGAAUGCUGUCUCCGUCAGUUCCAGCACGUCGUCGAAGAUAGCAUCGAAGCAUUCUUUGAACCGAUCUGGCCCGGAAUAAGCGUGAACGGCUCCCAUGAUGUAGCCAAACAAGCACGACGCGUCGACGUCUGAAAGAUGCGGAAUGGGAAUGUCUGAACAGCGCAUGAUGCGAGCCAAGGAUGACGGCGCAAGGAUUCUUGGUUUGAGGAUCUGCGUGCAACGGCUCUAAGCGUGCGCGCUUCUCUCGACCACACAAUAGCAACGCACAGAGAUGUAAGCAGCAAUAGGAAGAUCUUUGUUUGACUUGAGCAGUUUGGAGGUGACCAGAGCGUUGACGAGGCAUUCGCCUAAUUUGAU